Capsicum annuum is the source of this 1539-nucleotide messenger RNA. RefSeq names its product pre-mRNA-splicing factor 38. Bases 152 to 1318 code for a protein of 388 amino acids. Gene Ontology annotation, cellular component: precatalytic spliceosome. Lineage: Eukaryota; Viridiplantae; Streptophyta; Magnoliopsida; Solanales; Solanaceae. The transcript is spliced from 5 exons. The record is from RefSeq and is a predicted model, not a curated record.
UCCGAUACCCCGGAUAUACUGGACCAAUUUAGACGAACCGCCUCAUAGGCCCAAGAAAAGCCCAAUUAUAUUCUCUCACUCCCUAACUUCUCUCCUCUUUCUUCCAUCUAUUUGGGGAUUUCUACCCUCUUUUUCAAUUAGGGUUUCAGAAAUGGCGAAUCGCACCGACCCGUUAGCGAAGAGCAUUAGGGGAACAAACCCCCAGAACCUCGUAGAGAAAAUCGUCAGAUCCAAAAUAUACCAAAAUACCUACUGGAAAGAACAAUGUUUUGGGUUAACAGCAGAAACACUUGUCGACAAAGCUAUGGAACUCGACCACCUAGGUGGAACAUUCGGCGGCAAUCGAAAACCUGCGCCCUUUAUUUGUCUUGUAAUGAAGAUGCUCCAAAUUCAGCCUGAAAAAGAUAUCGUUGUGGAGUUUAUAAAGAAUGAAGAUUAUAAGUAUGUUCGUGUACUUGGUGCUUUUUAUUUGCGGCUUACGGGUACCGAUGUUGAUAUUUAUCGAUAUCUUGAGCCGUUAUAUAAUGAUUAUCGGAAGCUGAGGAGGAAAUUAGCUGAUGGGCAGUAUGCAUUGACACAUGUGGAUGAGUAUAUUGAUGAACUUUUGACGACGGAUUAUUCUUGUGAUAUUGCUAUGCCCCGUAUCAAGAAAAGAUGGAUAUUGGAACAGAAUAAACAGCUGGAACCUCGGAGAAGUGCAUUGGAAGAUGACUUUGAAGAGGAAGAGGAGAAGGAUGAGGAUGAACCACUUGCCACUGGAUUAGAUGACGAGCAUGAAAAGGAUUACUAUCGUGGGGGGAGUCCAUCUAGGGAGAGAGAACGGGAUAGAAGAAGAGAUAGUCACAGAUACAGGGAUCGUGACUAUGACAGAGAUCGAGAUUAUGAUAGAGACUAUGACAGAGAUCGUGAUUAUGACAGGGAACGUGGCAGACGUGACAGGGAUAGGGAUAGGGAUAGAGAGAGAGAUAGAGAUAGAGACAGGGAUCGUCAUCGCCUCAGGGAUGAUGAUAAGGACUAUGGUCGUGAGAGGGAUCGAGGAAGGGACAGGGAACGUGAUAGACGUGAUCGUGAGCGUGGUCGACGCAGGAGUUAUUCGAGGAGCAGAAGUAGAAGCAGAGACCGUAAAGAUCGUGAGGACGACCGUCGUAAAAGGCAUGCUCGCAGCAGUGCUAGUCCUGUUCGGGAUGAACCUAAGAAGAAGAAAGUGAAGAAGGAGAAGAAAGAAAAGAAAGAUGAUGGAACAGAUCAUCCAGAUCCAGAGAUUGCAGAAGCGAAUAGGCUUAGAGCAUCGCUCGGAUUAAAGCCUUUGAAGCUAUGAAUAUGUACAUCUGCGUUUGUAACUCUUAAUACUCAAUAUGUUCUGGUGAUGUGUGAUCUUCUGGCCUUGUUGCCUCACUUCUUUUUGUUUGCUUAUUUUUAGUGUACUAAUAAUGUAAUACUGGAAGCUGCAGCUUUGUCUCCUUUUUUUCACAGUUUGCAAAUUCCUUGCUUAUUGUUUUUCUCUAGUAUUAUUAGCUGAAGCUAAAAAGUUCCAACAAA